CAAAGGACCUGGCCAAUACUUCAAAGGAACAUCCUCUUUGCUAUAAAUAUGCAUAGCCUCAAUACUCUUGACACACCAAGCCCUACAAGGAGAGAAAGAGCUCAAUAUUUAACAUUCACUAUGGCAGCAAAAGGUAAUCAAGUUGAUCCAGAGAAGUUGAAGUUGCUUUUGGAAGAUCAAAAAGAUAGUAAUAAGCAAAGAGAGAAACACUUCAAGUCCAGCGAGACAGUCCGAGACAUCGUUCUCGGCGUCUCCGAUGGUCUUACCGUCCCUUUUGCACUUGCCGCUGGCUUGUCCAGCGCCAACGUGCCAUCCUCUAUUAUUGUUGUUGCUGGUAUUGCUGAAGUUGUAGCUGGUGCUAUUUCCAUGGGACUUGGCGGAUAUCUUGCAGCAAAAAGUGAAGCAGAAGUGUACAACAGUGAACUGAAGCGAAAAGAUCAAGCAAUCAUCGACGAUCCUGAGCUUGAGGCUGCUACAACUGAAGAAAUCCUAUCAAAGUAUGGGAUAGAGCCGCAUGAAUCUGAACCAGUGGUGAAAGCACUGAGGAGGAACCCUCAACUUUGGGUUGAUUUCAUGAUCAAGUUUGAGCUGGGAUUGGAAAAACCAGAUCCACUGAGAGGACUAAUAAGUGGGAUAACAAUUGCAACAUCUUACAUGGUGGGAGGAUCGGUGCCACUGUUGCCAUACUUGGUGUUUCCAGUUGCAAGUGAAGCUUUGAUUGCAUCUAUCGCCUUGACAAUAAUAGCAUUAAUGAUUUUCGGGUUAGCUAAGGGCUACUUUACUGGCAGUAACCCAUUCAAGAGUGCCAUACAAACUGCCUUCGUUGGUGCCUUCGCUUCUGCAGCUGCCUACUACUUGGCUAAGCUUCUAAAACAUUAAUCAUUAGCAUAAGUCUACUCGAUAAUAUUAAUCUUUUCUCUUUUUAAUUUGAGCUUGUAGUUGGCUUGUCUCUUAAUUUGA
This is a messenger RNA of Durio zibethinus, 960 nucleotides long. RefSeq names its product vacuolar iron transporter 1-like. NCBI's taxonomy places the organism in Eukaryota, Viridiplantae, Streptophyta, Magnoliopsida, Malvales, Malvaceae. The record is from RefSeq and is a predicted model, not a curated record. Gene Ontology annotation, molecular function: manganese ion transmembrane transporter activity. Gene Ontology annotation, biological process: intracellular manganese ion homeostasis.